This is a messenger RNA of Marchantia polymorpha subsp. ruderalis, 1678 nucleotides long. NCBI's taxonomy places the organism in Eukaryota, Viridiplantae, Streptophyta, Marchantiopsida, Marchantiales, Marchantiaceae. The record is from the annotation of a GenBank genome assembly.
AAGUUGGCUCAACUUACACGUGCAGCAUUUUUUUUGUUUCUCACACGUACUAUCUCCGUCACGUAGGCCAAUUGUCUCCGUGGGAGAAUUAUGUCGCGAAUGCUGCUUAUUUCCUUUUAUUUUCUCGGUACCCGGCCUUCAAAGGCGAUAUCUUUUCAUAAAGUCAACUUGCUGAGAUCAGAGUUUGCGUUCCUCCUUGCUCUUUCGCAGCGUAAGUGAUCCUGACUCUCUUCCUGGGAAGUAGACGGUUGCUCCUACGUUACAUGUGCAGCCCGAAGACCCUACGAAGAGGCCACCGAUCCCGCAUCUUUCCUUCCAGCAUAUUCCUUUAGAGAAGCUCCGAUUCCUGCUUGUAUUGGGCAGUGCGUGCGUUUCGACGACGAAUUAUUCCUUUUUAACGUGGCAGCACUUGCCUCAGAGUCGAUAGGUAGUCGACUGCACUCCUCAUGGCUCGAGGAUGCUCUUCUCUAAUUGAUGCAGGGAACUUGGACCUUCAUGCUGUCCGGCAACUCAGAUAAAUUGAAUGCGUCAUUCUUUCUAUAUGGUAUGAUUACACUUCUUUGGGGCUGCGACAUCCGCAUCUACGAACGCUUGGAGUCAUCGGGCUUCACAUUCAUGUUCCUGUGACUGCGCACAGUUUGCUCUUCCCUGUAUUCUCGAUUUUUAGUGCAAAUUUCGAUUGAGGACAGGUAAGUCUUAUACUCUGAUGAUCUUCAUACUCUGAAUGUUGAUGUUGACAUGGAGAGCGGAAUGAAAGAGAAAGUAGUAGGACUUGAAGUUUCAAUAGCCCCGCUUAUUAUCAUUGGAACCAGUUUCAAAAGUAUAUAUCUUCCUUUUGCAAUGUAGAGGAUUCAGUAAAUUAUCUCCAAAACACAGAGCGCCGACACGUAGCACCGACUAAUAGUGAGCUCGAAAUGCACUGCUCUUCAUACGAGUUUAGAAUGCAUUGUUUGUGUUCUUACUUUCAGUUUCAUAGAAUCCAGGUAUCUCCAUCUAAUGUUAACCAUCAGGACUGAGACUAUCACUGAUCGCUAAAAAUUCCGGAAAACUUGAGGGUGAGGGAAGCCUGAACAAACCUGAGAAGCACAAUACGAUGGACGAAUGGAGAGCGAGUCAUCUAUUGAGGCUAGAUCCGAUUAUAUACGUGGACCGAGACGCAGGAUGGGCCCGGGCCAGUUUUGUUUCCGAUAUCGAGGUAGAGAUGUAAUCGACAUCUGGCCUGAGGUGAGCAAGCACAACGAGUUUGGUUUUCUGCAAGAAUUCGACUCUUGUCCACAUACAUCUUGAGGUUACGAUACUUCACAUAGGUGUAUCUCUCGUCAAUCAUUCCACGAAUUGGAAGAAAUCUUCUCUCGUUUAGAUUAUUAGAUCGGCACGGGUGACUUUGAAAAUCUCCAGCGUCGAAAUUCACGAGCUAAUCGUGGAAAUCAUUAGAUUAUUUCAUUUUCAGACCGAUUUGGCUUGCUUUGGUUUGGACAGAAGUGACUCAUAAUAUAAACGAUCUUCGUGUACGACUGAGACUUCUCACCGUGCAGGUCGUUGUUCCCAGUGUUCCAAGUAAUUGUGCUGGAUAAGUAUCGUCAAAAACUCCAAUAUAAACAUCCUCACUCAAGUAUGCAGUGAUCAUUAAUUGUACAAUUCUAUCCCAUUGGAUUCAAUAAGAGUUAAAAUGUAUGCG